Messenger RNA from Schistosoma rodhaini, 3304 nucleotides. Lineage: Eukaryota; Metazoa; Platyhelminthes; Trematoda; Strigeidida; Schistosomatidae. The record is from the annotation of a GenBank genome assembly.
GUCACAAAUUCAUUCAGCUAACAAUGAGUUUUGAGUGAAGAUUAUGGUACAGUAAUAUAAAAAAGGUCGAUCUAAUUCCUUUUUAUUGAUAUUAUGAUUGGUCAAUGGGGUCAAAAGAAAUAAGUGAACCAAUAAGAUUUAAGAUUACAGGUCGUUAAUAACGGUCAAAAAUAUGAUUGGUUAAAGAGAUAGUCAUCGGUCUGAUUGAGAAAAACCAAAAAAAAGUCUAAUCGACUCGAAAAUGUAGUGCGUCAAGAAAAUUUUAUACAAUGAACAAAGUAUAAUAUUUAUAACACGAUCAGUUUAUAUUUAAUUAUAUAUAUAAAAACAUAUCUGUGGAUAUUUUAAAUCCAAAUCAUAAUCAUGCUACAUCGACCUACUCUCAUGCCUCCAUCAAUGAGAUCAUCUUCAAAAUUCAAAUUAUCUACUAAUUCACAACAUUCAUCUCAAUCGAUUAAAAUAGAAAAUUGUCUUGAUUUUAACGGUGGUGAGACGGUUAUUGUCGGACCUACAGAUCCAGAUGAAGAUCGUAUGAAACAGGAAGAUACAACAUAUGAUGUAGUAUUAAAAAAAGAACAGGAAGAUUAUAUGGAAGAAGAUUACAAUGAGAAUGAUGAAGAUAUGAAUUCAAAUGAAACUCAUAUGAAAAGUGAAUCUCACAUCCCAGUGUCGAAUAUUAAAUUGGAUGAACCCACUGGAAAUGAAACUGCAGUCACCGUAACCACAGAUUCAGUUAAACCUAUUGAAAUUUUACCUCUGAAUGAUGCCAUUCAGAAUUUACUAACAUGUAUACCACAUGGUGCUGCCACUAUACAGAAUGUUCCACUUCAACCUAUACUGUCGAGUAAAGUGAAUGGGUCGGGGAGUGUGCAAAUGCCGAAUGUUGUUUCCAAUGCAUUGCCUACAUUGUGGCUUCAUUCUCCUGUUGUGAAUUCAACAGGAAUGAGUAUGCCUAAUGUGACUAGUGUGACAGAUUUGACGAGUAAUAUUGUACAGAAUACUGCGAAUGCACUGAAUCCACUUGUUGCUGCUGUGCUUGUGAAUUGUGCCACAGUGAACAUGAUAAGUCAGUUAGCUGGAUCAAUGUGUACUCCGAUCGUGAACAGUAGUGUGAUGGAUGGUAAUGUUAAUGGUAUUAAUGUGAACAAUAAUAAUAACCACACUACUAUUAAUGGUAGUGUUAGUAGUGGUAAUGUUGGUGUUGGUUGUGGUGGUGUUGUUGUUGGUAUUAAUGGUGGUGUCACUGGUGUCAACACUGUAAUAAUCCCUACAGCAUCAUUACUUCCUAAUUUGUUAUCUGCUAUUCCGUUAUCUACGUAUAUAUCUGGAUUAGGACUGACUACAUCUGGAGGUAUAAUUACUUCACCAAAUAAUUUGUGUGAUGUUGGUGUUACCAGUACAGUUGUCUCGUCUGCUAAAACUCUCAAUGCGAACAAUAAUAAUAAUAAUGGUAUAAUUGUGACACCAUUGAAUGUUGAGAAUAUUACUAUUUCACCGUCAUCGGGUAGAAAUCAAGCUGAAAGGAACGAUGUGAUGUAUAGUACUGAAAUAUCCGUUGUAAAUAAUUCAUCUAAUGAAAUUGUUAAAAAUACUAAGAAUAAUAAUGAUAAUAAUGUGACAACUAUCAGCUCAGAAUCAUUUCAGCCAUAUAUGAUAAUUCCUGAUUCUAGAACAAUGUUUAGCACUGUGCCUGCUAAAGAAUUGCGGAAAUAUCAUUGUACAUAUCCAGGAUGUGAAAAAUCGUAUACUAGACGAUUUCAGUUGAAUCAACAUAUAUUAACGCAUAUUAUUACUGGUCCGAUAUCUUGUGAUGCACCGAACUGCAGUAUGAAAUACUUUUCAGAGGAGGAUUUAAAAAGACAUAAACUAUGUAAACAUUCAUCAGCCAAUAAAGAUUCGCGUCAUCAACAAGCUUGUACAAUUCCUGAAUGCGACGGAUCCUAUUCAGAGAAACAUUCCGAAAUAACUACUUUUUCUUCAAAUGUGCUACCUGAAUCAACUGAACCAGUGGAAACGAGGAAUGCAACAUCAAUAACACCGAAUAUUCAGAAAAAUCGUACUCUCCCACUUAUUGCACCAAAAUCAACUAUAUCUCUUCCUACAAAUUUGAUUUUUCGAAAUGUUUGUACAUAUCCUGGAUGUGGUAAAUCUUAUUCAUCAUACACCAAACUGAAGUUACAUUUAAGAUCCCAUAAAUGUGAAAAAUACUACGUUUGUCGAAAACCUGGUUGUAAUGCUACAUUUACUCAAUUGUCCGGAGUUCGAUCUCACGAACUAUCACACAUAUCCAUCCAUAAAGGUUCCGAACGACUGGAUCAAUAUCCUAUCACUAUCAGUGAUAACAUAUUCCGAACAAGUCUUGAUACUUCUCAACUAAAAUUGAUUUCUCAGAGUAAUGCUGAAAUAACAAAUAUUUCACCAGAUGUACUACUUAAAUCAACAGAACCAAUGGAAAUUACAAGUGAAAUAUCUAUUGCACCGAAUAUUCAUGAAAAUCGUUCUCUCCCACUUGUUGUACCAAAUUCAAGUGUACCUCUUCCUGAGCCAUUUAUUCUCACUGCAAGUUGGGAUUCCGAAAUGAAGUUACUUUAUGUUUGUCCAUUUAAAGAAUGCGGUAAAGCAUUCACGAAACGAAGCAAACUUCAUGAGCAUGUUUGUCGACAUAUGGGUGUACGACCAUUUGUUUGUGAUAAAUGUAAAGCAUCAUUUGUUCAAAAGUAUGAAUUACGUCGUCACAGUAUUAUCCACCUUCGUGGUGCACAACCAAGAAGUUUAUCACGUUUUCUCACAACUCCACAACAAACAAAUGAAACACUUGAAUCUAUUAUUGCAAACAGUCAAAUUCCUGUCAGUACUACUCCCAAUACUACUCCCAUAACUACUACUUAUGCAACUUAUACUACUAAUACUAUUCCCACUGUCACUACACCGGUUUCUGCAACCAGUCUUAUUUCGGAUGCUACAAAUCCCACCAUCUCCACUGUUCCUGUUUCUAUCAGUACUCUUAAAGUUGAAGAAGAGCCAGUACUAAUCAAAAUGGAAGGAGUUACUGAACAAUCAACAAAUGUGCGACCAUAUGAUACUGAUGAUCAGAAUUCCACUCAUAAGUUACUCUACACACUCCUUCAGUCUAAUUGUGAAACGUUACAAUCGUCAUAAAUAAUCGUCAACAUCUCAUGAAAGAUGUGAGAGUUCUUCCGAAGUUUCACUAAAAUGUUUGGUAACUAAUCCCGAGUAAAUGUUUAUCAAACAGAUCAUUGUACAUUAAACAAAUCAAAGUAAAAAGAAAUAUAUAUGAUGAUAU